UUUUGCCAAGAUGCCACAACCACACAACCCCCACAACCCUUAACCUACUCUUCUUACUUCCUUCUUAAACCUCUCUCUCUCUCAUUCUCUCUUCCGCUCUGUGUGUCUGUGAAAAACCACCUUCCAUGGCUGACCAGACCUGCCAAUGCAAUCUCAAAGGCCCUUGCCAGUGCUCUACUCACCAACACAACCGCUCCCGCCUCUCUCUCUGGACUUUCCUCGGUGUCUUCAUCUUCCUUGCCGGUGUAACAGCUCUUACAGUGUGGCUCGUCUAUCGUCCCCACAAACCUCACUUCGCAGUCUCCAGCGUAUCCAUCUACAGCCUCAACAUGUCCACACCAUCAUUCAUAUCGACCAACAUGCAGUUCACAAUCAUCACACACAACCCAAACAGCCGUGUUUCAAUCUACUACGAUCACUUCUCUGCAUACGUCUCUUAUCAUAACCAGGCCAUAACAACGGAAGUUGAGCUACAGCCCCUAUUCCAGGACCCGCAUAGCACGGUUGUGAUGUCGCCGAUUUUCGGAGGAGGAGAUGUGCCGGUGUCAUCGGAUACAACGAAUGGGUUGGUGGUGGAUGAGAAUUAUGGGGUGGUGGCUCUCAGGUUGGUGUUAUUGGGGGAGCUAAGGUGGAAAGCUGGAGUUUUUUGGAGUAGAAGGUAUGGGAUUUAUGUAAAAUGUGAGAUGUUGGUUGGGUUCAAGGAGGAUUGUGCUGGUCAAGUGCCUUUGCUUGGAAACCCAGAGUGCCGUGUUGAUGUAUAAGGCUUGGUUUUCUUUGUUUCAUCUUCAUGUGUGACUUAUGUAAUUAGGGUUUCUUCUUCUUCUUCUUCUUUUUUUUUUUUUUUUUUUUUUUUUUUGAUAAUAACAUGUGAAGGUGUUUAAGUUUGCAAAAUGGGAAAUGGGUGAUGGCCCUUUUUCUCAUAGAUGAGAAUAAUUAAUGGUUGGAAGAGUUUCGACACUUCCCUUCU
Messenger RNA from Macadamia integrifolia, 967 nucleotides. Its product is annotated as NDR1/HIN1-like protein 1. Gene Ontology annotation, biological process: defense response to other organism. The coding region runs from base 126 to 761 and encodes 211 amino acids. The transcript has a single exon. NCBI's taxonomy places the organism in Eukaryota, Viridiplantae, Streptophyta, Magnoliopsida, Proteales, Proteaceae. The record is from RefSeq and is a predicted model, not a curated record.